Molecule: messenger RNA, 741 nt
Organism: Helianthus annuus (common sunflower)
Lineage: Eukaryota; Viridiplantae; Streptophyta; Magnoliopsida; Asterales; Asteraceae
Exons: 1
Coding region: 1-741 (246 amino acids)
Source: RefSeq, a predicted model, not a curated record
AUGCUUCUGCUUCUUUCAGCUGUUUCCACUACUUAUGGUGCAGAUUCGUGGACUGCUAAGUUUAUUGGUUCUGGAUGCUUUAAAGUCAGCUCGGUAAAGAAACUUAUCAUUGAGGCAACUUGUGUUAUACCGGAGGCGUCUUACGAGUGGUGUAAUUGGGUCCCAAGGAAAGUGGGAAUAGUGGCUUGGCGUGCGUUUCUAGAUCGCCUUCCGACUGCUGAUGCAUUAUCUCGGAGGAAUAUUCAUGUCGAAACACCUUACUGCCGCAUUUGUGAUACAAACAUGGAGUCGGUUGAUCAUUUGUUCACGGGUUGCCCGGUUUCUAUGGAGGUUUGGCAGGUGGUUUUUGCGUGGUGUCGGGUUCCAAAUCUUUUUGCUUUCCAUGUGCUGGAUCUUUUAAAUUAUUACAAGAUAGAAAUAACUAAUGUUCGAGCAAAGAAGGCGUUUUAUGGGGUUGUGUUAACAACCUUUUGGAGCUUAUGGAAAGCGAGAAACGAUCUCAUUCAUAAUCAAAAGGCGGUUGUGGUUCGGAAUGUUUUUGAGGAGAUCAAGAUUAUGAGUUACCUGUGGAUUACAAAUCGGGGAAAGAUGUCGGACAUGACGUGGGACUCUUGGGGUAGAUUUGACAUAAGAUGGGAUAGUGUUCGGGUUGGUUUUGUCGUUUUGUCGGGUUACUGGUUUGUCGGGUUGUUUUUUACUUCGAUUGUUGUACUCGGACUUUGCGUGCUAGCAUCUUGUUAG